AGUGGGAGGGAGGGGAGACGGCCCCGAGGGAGAGUGAAUGAGGAGGGUGACCACCCUGAUCGGCGGUGAGCGGAGGAGGGCGACCCCGAGGGGCGCUGAGUGGAGAAUGACAGCCAUGAGGGACAGUGAGUGAGGGGGUGAUAACCCUGAUCGGCGGUGAGCGGAGGAGGGCGACCCCGAGGGGCUCUGAGUGGAAGAGAGUGACAGCCAUGAGGGACAGUGAGUGAGGGGGUGACAACCAUGAGAGAUGGUUUUACAACUCUUUAGAACACUACACAGGACCAGACAACAAGUUUUUAAAAAUGAUAAGAGAGCAUUAGAAGCGGCCAGAGUAAAGAUAAAUGAAGAAUUCAAAAAACAUAAAAGUGAGACCUGUCCGGAGAAAAUAGAAGAGAUGUUGAAAGUGGGUUCUGAUGUUGAACUAUUACUAAGAACAUCUGUUAUUCAAGGUAUUCACACUGACCACAACACCCUGAAGCUGGUCCCCAGGAAAGAUCUUCUAACAGAAAACGUUCCGUACUGUGAUGCGCCAAUUCAGAAGCAGUAAAGCUUCCAGGACAAAACCUGUCUCUGCUCCCUCUGACUUUAAAUAUAUACCUAGCCAAAGUCCUGGACAUGCGAUGUUUCUCUCUGAAGUAGCAUGUUGCGAAUGAGCAACAAGCUGAGGGCUGCAGAGCACUGCAGUGUUCUGAGGACAUAGAUGUGCCUCCCUCCUCACCAUCAGGCAGCCUGACCUGGCGACCGGAUGUCUGGGGAGGUGGGACUCUUUCUUUCCCCUUUGGUAGGUGUUUUGGUCUUACCAAAGCUAUUUGCCAAUGAGGCACUUUACCAAGUUGGUGACUUUUCAUCCCCUGGGAAACAGUACUGCAAAAUAUAAAACACUACAUUAAAUUGAUGUUUAAUUUCUAAAAUAUUAAGUUGAUAAAAAAAAAAGAACACUUUCUGCCAGCUCUCUACUGAAAGUAACCAUUGUUUUCCAAAGUCUUGCGGUUAUUUCCGCAGAUAAAAUAAUGUGGCUUGCUUCUCUGUGUUCUUAUAAAGACAGUUUUUUCCUU
This is a messenger RNA of Chionomys nivalis (European snow vole), 1055 nucleotides long. RefSeq names its product LYR motif containing 7 (gene Lyrm7). The record is from RefSeq and is a predicted model, not a curated record. The transcript has 5 exons. Bases 248 to 547 code for a protein of 99 amino acids. Lineage: Eukaryota; Metazoa; Chordata; Mammalia; Rodentia; Cricetidae. Gene Ontology annotation, biological process: mitochondrial respiratory chain complex III assembly.